AUGAAAACUAUCAUCCUGGCGCUGCAUGUCCUUGGGGCUGCCGAGAGCGCAGAGCAAAUUUCGAAGCUCUGCGAGAUGAUAAGUUUCAAAAGGCUUACCGACAACGGGCUAGAUGGCUCUAUGCUUCAAUCACUUCUUUGCAAAAGAAACGAUCUAGAUUUUUAUCUUCCGGCGAGCUCGAACGCAGUGAAAGCACUACUUGAAACAUGGUAUACUGGGUUAUGGCUACAAACAGUAUAUGUUGCAUUCGCAGGGCAUUAUCCUGAACUAUGCAAAAUAUUUGAAACCAAGAAGAUGUCUAUAAUUCAUAUGAAUGGGACCCUUUUGAGACAGGCCUUGUGCUCCGUAUAG
Microsporum canis CBS 113480 is the source of this 351-nucleotide messenger RNA. RefSeq lists its product as uncharacterized. NCBI's taxonomy places the organism in Eukaryota, Fungi, Ascomycota, Eurotiomycetes, Onygenales, Arthrodermataceae. Bases 1 to 351 code for a protein of 116 amino acids. The record is from RefSeq and is a predicted model, not a curated record. The transcript has a single exon.